UAAUCGCAACUGCAAUGUUCUUCUCCACAUUGGAGCCAUUGCCUCAGAGCUGCUGUUUCAAAAUGGCUGUCGUUUUCAAAAUGACCGUUGGUGUUUAGUAGGAGAGAUAUAACCGCUACUGCAAUAUUUUUCUCCCCAUUGGACCCAUUGCCUCAGAGCGGCUGUUUCAAAAUGGCUGCCAUUUUCAAAAGGACAGUUGCAGCUUAAUGGGAGAGAUAUCCUCGUUACUGCAAUGUUCUUCUCCACACUGGAGCCAUUGCCUCAGAACUACUGUUUCAAAAUGGCUGCUGGAGAGAUAUCAUCGCCAUUGCCUUCAAGCUGCUGUUUUCAAAAUGGCUGCCAUUUUCAAAAUGCCAGGGGCAGCUUAAUGGGAGAGAUAUCAUGGCUUAUCUGUUCCUAUUUGCUCCUUUUUCUCUAUCCUUAUUAGUAUCCUUGCCUUAUAAGUUGUCAGUGAAGGGCAAACAUGACCGGUUGAUCAGGAAGGAGAGAAAAUAAAAACUGUUGGAAAAUGGGACGGGGCCUUAAUGGCUCAAUUGAAUCAUUGUGCUUAAAGGACUACACUUAUGGAUCACACUGAGAUGAAGGCCUAGAGCAAAGGACCUGUCCAAUCAGCUGCGAAAUACCUUCAAAUUGUUCAGGGAUAUUUAGACUUUCCUUUGCUUGAUGACAUACCCAGAUGGAGAAGGGAAGAGGUUUUUCAGCCCAGAUGGGGCCCAGAAUGAAGAUGGAGGAGCUAAACCAAGCCUGUCCUGAAGGAAGAAGAGGGCCCAAUAAAAUGCGGGGCAGGAGAAGUCUUGUUCUGUGGCAGAGAACAAGGUAGGAUGUUCUGAAUGAGAAGGUAUUCAACGCAGACAGUCAGUGCCAAUGCUUCCGGCGUUUCCGCUUCCAGGAGGCCUUGGGGCCCCGAGAGGUUUGCUGAUGGAAACCAGAAUGAAGAUGGAAGAGCCAAACCAGAACGGCCCUGAAGGGAGAAGAAAGCCCUGUAAAAUGUGGGGCAGGAGAAGUGUUAGAUUCCCAGGCAGAAUGGGUCAGGAUGCUCUGGAGGAGAAGACCUUCAGCGCAGACCUUCAGUGCCAACGCUUCCGGCAUUUACGCUACCAGAAGGCCUUGAAGCCCCGGGAAGUUUGCAGCCACCUCCACUCUCUCUGCUGCCUGUGGCUGAAGCCCGAGCGACACUCCAAGGCGGAGAUGCUGGACCUGGUGCUCUUGGAGCAGUUCCUGGCCAUCCUUCCUGCGGAGAUGGAGUGCUGGGUGAGGGAAUGUGGGGCAGAGACCAGUUCCCAGGCUGUGGCUUUGGCUGAAGGAUUCCUCCUGAGUCGGGCAGAAGAGGAGAAGGUGCUGCAGGAAGAGCGGCAGGAGAGAGAGAUCCUUCAGGCCCAGGAGCCUUUAUUGGAUACCAGUAAGACGUUGUCUUCUGUGUGGAUCAAGCUAGAGAAGGACUCAAGAGCUGCUCUACCAGGAGAUGAGCCAAGGAUGCUAGGAAGAAGUAAUACUUCACAUCUUUGUGCUGAGGGAGACACGGCUUCUGUGGAACAAGAUCAGGUGACUUUUGAAGAUAUGGCUGUGACUUUCAGUGAUGCUGAGUGGGCUCUGCUGGAUCCGGAUCAACAGAUCCUGUACAAAGAGGUCAUGGAGGAGAAUUAUAAGAUGGUAGUUUCAUUUGGUGGUGAUGGGCAGGAGAGUGAAAAUGGGCAAGUGUCAUGUAAAGCAUGUCUACAAACCGAGAGAUGUGAAGAGGAGGAAAAAGAGAGCAUGAGAAUGGAAGCAGAAGAAGAUAGAAGUACCCCGUGCUCUGCUGACACCUCAGAAUUGCCAAUCAAGGAAAUACAAGGAAAAAACAUGGAGUUUAGGAACUGCCAACGUAAAUCCCAUCAAUUGGAAAAAAAACUUGGAUUUAGUAUGCACUUUAUUAACCCUGAAAAAAAUAAUCAUAAUCAUUCACAAAAUCAUCUGAAUUGUGGGAAAAGCUUCCAUCAUAACAGCUUUCUCAGUAGGCAUAAAAAACCCCACAAGAGUCCUAGAAGCAAAUCAGUUCUUAUAAAUCACCAGGAUAUGAGUAUAGAAGAGAAACCAUUCAAAUGUCUCGAUUGUGGGAAAAGCUUCCGUCAUAAGAGAACCCUCACUAGCCACCAGAAAACUCACAUGGGAGAGAAAUCAUAUAAAUGUCUGGAGUGUGGAAAAGGUUUUAUUUGCAAGUCAAGUCUCAUAGGGCAUGAAAUGAAUCACAGAGGGGAGAAGCCCUAUCAGUGCCUGGAAUGUGGGAAGAGUUUCUGCUACAAAUCAGUCCUUAAAAAUCAUCAGAAUAUACAUAAAGGAGAGAAACUAUACAAAUGUAUGGAUUGUGGGAAAAGCUUUUAUCGUAAUGCAGAGCUUAGUAGACACAACAAAACCCACACAGUGGAUAAACCAUAUAAAUGCUUGGAGUGUGGAAAAUGUUUUAUUGAUGAAGAAAGUCUCAUAGGGCAUGGAAGGAUUCAUCGAGGAGAGAUGCCCUAUCAGUGCCUGGAAUGUGGGAAGACUUUCAACUACAAAUCACGCCUCAAGAGUCACCAGAAUAGUCAUACAGAAAAGAAAUUAUGCACAUAUCGCAAGCGUAAAAAGAGUUUCAGCAGCAAAUCAGUCCUUAAAAAUCACCAGGAAAGGAAUACAGAAGAGAAACCAUACAAAUGUCUUGAUUGUGGGAAAAGCUUCCGUCAUAAGAGAACCCUCAGUAGACACCAGAAAACUCACACAGGAGAGAAAUUAUAUAAAUGUCUGGAGUGUGGAAAAGGUUUUAUUUGCAAGUCAGGUCUCAUAGGGCAUGAAAUGAAUCACAGAGGGGAGAAGCCCUAUCAGUGCCUGGAGUGUGGGAAGAGUUUCUGCUACAAAUCAGUCCUUAAAAAUCAUCAGAAUAUACAUAAAGGAGAGAAACUAUACAAAUGUAUGGAUUGUGGGAAAAGCUUUUAUCGUAAUGCAGAGCUUAGUAGACACAACAAAACCCACACAGUGGAGAAACCAUAUAAAUGCGUGGAGUGUGGAAAAUGUUUUAUUGAUGAAGAAAGUUUCAUAGGGCAUGGAAGGAUUCAUCGAGGAGAGAUGCCCUAUCAGUGUCCGGAGUGUGGGAAGAGUUUCAGCUACAAAUCACAGCUCAAGAGUCACCAGAAAAGAAAACAUACACAUAUCUUGAGCGUAAAAAGAUUUUUGACAGCAAAUCAGUCUGUGUGCUGACUUCCAGGGGCACCUGCACAUUCCCUGAGAACAACUUCAGUUGCACUUCUUUUUGUUCUGAUGCUUGAGAAACCCUCAAGUUGAUCUAUAACUCCAAACUUACAGACUUGUUCCUGGUUGUACAGAUGUGAGGCAGGGAGGAAUCUUUUUAAUUAUUAUAUAUUUAACUAUCCCACCAUACAGUUGUCACCAAAAUGUAAAGAUGUCUGGAUGAUGAUUUUAUAACUGCUGCCACCAGUGAUGGAGAUGUCAGGCAGAGGAUAAUUUAUUCUUCUUAUUUACUUUAGAUGGUAUCGUUGCUUAUUUUAGAAUAUGAGUGUGACAGAGACUUAGAUGGUUUAAAGAACAAAACAAGUUUAUUUCAUGUACCAAAGCUUGUGGUUGCAAUAAUUUCUUUAAGGCACUUAAAUAACUGUUACAAUUAGAUGUUGAGGUGGUCCAACUUCCAAAAUACUUUCUUCUCUCAGAACCAAACUAUAAACUGAUCACUUGGAUCUACUGGGAUUACUUCCCCUAUUUCACAGCCUCUACAAAUAACCCUAAACAAGUCACCCAACUUGCUUAGUCUGGCUCUACUAGAGGUCUGCCUCCCUGGUUUCCUUAAUCCUGGAACCAGUCUUUCUCCUGUGACUAACAAUCACAGACUAAGAUUUAAACUUCCCUGGUUUCCUUAAACAUGGAACCAGUCUGUCUCCUGUGACUAGAAAUCACAGACUGCCUAAAAUAAGUCACCUUAUUUUAGAAUUGACUCAUAUUCCCUCAUUUGAGCCACCCUGAUCCUCCAACGGAGGAUCAGUCUUCACUGUAAUUCCACCAUUACAGACUGACCUGUUUUUAAAACAUUCCCUCCUUUUUCCUUCAAACGCCGGUUGGCUCCGUCCCCGUUGCUAUGGUAACCUGCCUCAGAAUGCUGAGCUGGUUACCUUCCCCCAUGUAUUGUCAACUCCAAUACUUACCCAUUUUAAACUUAGCCAAACAUGACUUCUAAAACAAAAUCAAACAAACAUGUCAUCCAUAAAUCAAAACAAAGACACACUUCUUUACACUGGUCCUUCUACUUCUGUGUGUAACAUUCCUCCAAGAGUCUAGCUCCCGUGUUUUGCAAAAUAACCUCUUCAGAGAGAUCCCAUGUGUGUUUCUUCUGCAAGACAGUUUGUUCUGCUGGAUUCAAGUCAAUCUCAUUCUUCCUAAUGUAGUGUGGAUACUGGGCUCCAAGGCACUGGGCCUUCUCUUCUUAAGAGGACCACUAACUUGCACUUGCUGUAAGUAUAAAUAUCCACAUCUUCUAGCAAAAACAUAAACAUUCCACAGCUGUUGCAAGUAACUGCAUGAGCUCCUUCACCAUCCAUUCUAGGAGAAUUAAGUGGAGAAUUAGAGAAAUCUAAAAUGCAUCGAGUAUAAGAAGAAUUCUGAGAGUGCCUUGGACUGCAAGAAGAUGCAACCAGUCCAUCUUCCAGGAAAUAAUGCCUAGCUGCUCACUGAAAGGAAGGAGAUGAGAGGCAAAGAUGAAGUAUUUUGGCCACAUAAUGAAAAAACAAGAAAGUUUGAAGAAGAUCAUGAUGCUGGGGAAAAUGGAAGGAAAAGGGAAGAGAGGCCGACCAAGGGCGAGAUGGAUGGACGGUAUCCUUGAAGUGACUGGGUUGACCUUGAAGGAACUGGGGGUAGCGAUGGCCGACAGGGAGUUCUGGUGUGGACUGGUCCGUGAGGUCACGAAGAGGCGGAAACAACUGAACUAAUAAAGAAGAAGAUAAGAAUUAUAUUGAUAUCAGGUGUCAAAAUUAUCUAGGUUAAAACUCCUAGGACUUGCAAGAUUAGUAGAAAUAUACUGUGGUUGAGGAGGGAGGGGAAAAUAUGGGAUGAUUUGGAAGGCAAAUGUUAAAGAAAAGGACUGUUAUGAUUAUGAAUAUAAAAUCCAAUAAAAAUAUUUUUAAAAUGAAAAAAAGGUUACAACUCCUAGCAAUGCCAAGUCUAUGGGAAGAGUUUCAGUAACUGAUUAGCUUCCUAUAGUCACCAAAGUAUUCACACAGUGGAGAAAACAUGGACAGAAAUUUGUAUCUUUUGUAUGAAUUUCCUCCUGCUUAGUCUUACAGUUGAUUCAAGAUACCUUGGGUUUUCUUUUCACACACUUUUAAGGAAGAUGCUGGCAGGUUCAGUUUAAUACAGGCCUUGCUGACUAGAUGCUUCAACAGCUGAUGAUGUGGUGUCCACACUGUUUUUUCCCCUUUUUUUCAACUGCAAAUUCUUGUGUUUGUUUCAGAAAGUUGACUGAUGUUUUUGCAAGUUCUUCUAUGGUUUUGUAGAUUUUAACAGUCAAAUAAAAUAUUCACAUUGACACAUGUAA
Anolis carolinensis (green anole) is the source of this 5548-nucleotide messenger RNA. RefSeq names its product zinc finger protein 436. The record is from RefSeq and is a predicted model, not a curated record. Gene Ontology annotation, biological process: regulation of transcription by RNA polymerase II. Gene Ontology annotation, molecular function: RNA polymerase II cis-regulatory region sequence-specific DNA binding; DNA-binding transcription repressor activity, RNA polymerase II-specific. Gene Ontology annotation, cellular component: nucleoplasm. NCBI's taxonomy places the organism in Eukaryota, Metazoa, Chordata, Lepidosauria, Squamata, Anolidae. The transcript has 6 exons. The coding region runs from base 865 to 3207 and encodes 780 amino acids.